This is a messenger RNA of Sorex fumeus (smoky shrew), 2588 nucleotides long. It is a transcript of the gene ATL2, whose product is annotated as atlastin GTPase 2. Gene Ontology annotation, molecular function: GTPase activity; GTP binding. Bases 41 to 1792 code for a protein of 583 amino acids. Gene Ontology annotation, biological process: endoplasmic reticulum organization; protein homooligomerization. Lineage: Eukaryota; Metazoa; Chordata; Mammalia; Eulipotyphla; Soricidae. The transcript is spliced from 13 exons. The record is from RefSeq and is a predicted model, not a curated record.
CGUUUGACGUCACGGGGAGUUAAUUUUAAAUCAGAGCAAGAUGGCGGAGGGGGCCGAGGCCGCGCGGAGGCAGCCGCCGCUCCCGGGCUUGCGGCGCCGGCGGCCGGCCAGCGAGCCCAGCGCCGCGGCCAACCACGUCUCGUCCACCAGCAGCCUCGGUGAGGACUCCGGGGAGGAUGAGCUGCUGGGCUCCGAGGAGGCCGUGCGGAAGCCCUGUCCGGUGCAGAUCGUGCUGGCGCACGAGGACAGCCAUGACUUCGAGCUGGACGCGGCGGCGCUGGAGCGGGUGCUGCUGCAGGAGCACGUCCGCGACCUCGGCAUCGUGGUGGUGUCCGUGGCCGGCGCCUUCCGGAAGGGGAAGUCCUUCCUGCUGGACUUCAUGCUCCGAUACAUGUACAACCAGACCUCCCCCGGCUGGAUGGGCAGCGGUGACGAGCCACUGACAGGCUUCACGUGGCGUGGGGGCUGUGAGAGGGAGACGAUGGGCAUCCAGGUGUGGGACGAGGUCUUCGUGGUGGACAGGCCCGAUGGGACGAAGGUGGCCGUGCUGCUCAUGGACACGCAAGGCGCCUUCGACAGCCAGUCGACUAUCAAGGACUGCGCCACCGUGUUCGCCCUGAGCACCAUGACCAGCUCCGUGCAGGUGUACAACUUGUCCCAGAACAUCCAGGAAGAUGACCUCCAACACUUGCAACUGUUCACAGAGUACGGGCGGCUCGCCAUGGAGCAGAUCUACCAGAAGCCGUUCCAGACGCUGAUGUUCCUGAUCCGAGACUGGAGCUACCCGUACGAGUACCCUUACGGGCUGGAGGGCGGGAGGCAGUUCCUGGAGAGGCGGCUGCAGGUUAAGCAAAACCAGCACGAGGAGCUGCAGAACGUAAGGAAGCACAUUCACAAUUGUUUCUCAAAUCUUGGUUGCUUCCUUUUGCCACAUCCUGGUCUUAAAGUUGCAACUAACCCUAAUUUUGAUGGGAGACUGAAAGAUAUUGAUUCAGACUUUAAACAAGAACUCCAAAAUCUGGUUCCGUUGCUGCUAGCCCCUGAAAAUUUGGUAGAAAAAGAAAUAAGUGGAUCUAAAAUCACUUGCCGAGAUCUUGUAGAAUACUUUAAGGCCUACAUCAAGAUCUACCAGGGGGAGGAGCUGCCACACCCCAAGUCCAUGCUGCAGGCAACAGCUGAAGCCAAUAAUCUUGCCGCAGUCGCGGGGGCCAGAGACGUCUACUGCAAGAAUAUGGAGCAGGUGUGCGGCGGUGACAAGCCUUACAUCGCCCCCUCGGACCUGGAGCGCCGUCACCUGGACCUCAAGCAGGCGGCGCUGCGGCACUUCCGGUCAGUGAAGAAGAUGGGCGGGGAGGACUUCUGCCGCCGCUACCAGGACCAGCUGGAGGCGGAGAUCGAGGAGACCUAUGCCAGCUUCCUCAAGCACAACGACGGCAAGAACAUCUUCUACGCCGCCCGCACCCCGGCCACGCUCUUCGCCGUCAUGUUCGCCAUGUACGUGGUCUCCGGACUCACCGGCUUUGUGGGCCUGAACUCCAUCGCCGUCCUGUGCAACCUGGUCAUGGGGCUGGCCCUGACCUCGCUCUGCACCUGGGCCUACGUCAAGUACUCUGGGGAGUUCCGGGAGCUCGGGACGCUCAUCGACCAGGUCGCUGAGACGCUGUGGGAGCAGGUGUUGAAGCCCCUGGGCGACAAUCUGAUGGAGGAGAACGUCAAGCAGUCUUUCCGGAACUCCCUCCGGGCGGGCCUCACCGAGCAGGUGGCGCAGCAGGCCCGGCUGAAGGCAGACUGAGCCGCCCGCCCUCCUCCUCCUGCUUGCUGUACAGUGAGAACGCAAAUAAAGAUAAACCAAAGUUUACAAUCGACUCUAGGAGUAGUUUCGUAGAAGCGGCCCCGGCGGCCGGCCGCCCGCCUUCUCUCCCGCCCGCCCGCGCGAGUGCUAGCGAAGUCUCUUUAGCAGGAAAUUUCAGGGAACUCUUCGGAGAAAUCUCUAGUCUCUCACAGUGUCUUGUUGAGAUUUUGAUUUUGUAGCGAGGUUUUGAGUCAGUGCAUCAGGAAUCCCAGGGGGACGCCAGUGAGGCCCGAGGGGCCGGGCGGCCGGGCGCGUCCCCGGGCCGAGGUCUUGCCUUUUCAACUCACGAACCUGCCCUUCCGGAGCUGCCCGCGGGCCUGGGGCCGCGCGCCGGGCGCCUUCCUGUACAUAGACUUGCCGUGGAUUUCAUGGGGGCAAAGUCCAUCCACAAACGUUGCCUACAGCUCUGAGUUACGAGUGUUUGUACAGUCUGUAGCUUUUAUUUUCUAAACCCACAGAUAGGGCAUGUACAUGAUUAUAAAUAUAUAAAUACGAUUUUGUAUCCAAAGUUUUGUAGUCUAUGGCAAAACCCGGUCCCGUGGUGGCCCGCGGCCCGUCCUGUGUGAAUGCGUAGCCAGUUUGCAGUUUUGAUAUCUGUGUGAUCCUUCUCCUCGAGCACCGCACUCGCACCCUGAGGGGAUUCACUGGGAAUGUUUAUCGUGACCUUGUCCUCUGUUGCAUUUUAAAGUUAUUUCCUGUAAUUUAUUUUCAGUACAUAAUUAAAAAAAAUCGUAUC